Messenger RNA from Blastomyces dermatitidis ER-3, 1731 nucleotides. Its product is annotated as flavin-nucleotide-binding protein. The transcript is spliced from 3 exons. The record is from RefSeq and is a predicted model, not a curated record. Lineage: Eukaryota; Fungi; Ascomycota; Eurotiomycetes; Onygenales; Ajellomycetaceae. The coding region runs from base 344 to 1114 and encodes 256 amino acids.
ACUCAAUACAUGACAACAUCGAUUUGAACUAUGAGAUAUUCAGUUGCAGUGUCUGUACUCUGUAGAACCUCCUUCUACUUUUUACUUUUUGUGUAUAAGAAUAGUGAAUGAUUAAUGUCUAAGUAUCAUCUACGUAUUCAGUAACGUUACAUGUACAUAUCCUACCCCCUAUUUAACUCCGAGCUAAUCGCUGCACCAUCGAUCCAAGUUCCAAACAUCUCAAUACGAGAGAGAGCCUGGGGUGUCAAAAGCGGAUGUUAAAUAGCGAUGCAGUUCGCUUCCAGGUUAUGAUUAAACAAUUUGUUAACGCACGGGUGGACUAUCGCAUCAUCAACCAACCGCCAUGCAGCCCGCUGAACUACGCCGACACAAAGAACGAGGCAGGUAUGAUGCCGAGUCCAUCGGCUCCGUUUUCUCGGACACUUUUAUGGCGCAUGUCUCGUACGUCGACCAUGGCCUGCCGCAAUGUCUACCCAUGAUCGCGCUGUUUCGGUGCGAGGAGGAAGGGGAGGCAGUCUACCUACAUGGCCACCCGAGCUCAAGGCUUAUGGAGCUCGUGCGCGCGAAUGAGGUGAAGAGGAAGGCUAGGAUCGAGCGGGGAGAAAUACCAGAUGAAAGUGGAGAUGAUCGGAUAAAAGUUUGCAUUACGACAACGAAAGUGGACGGGCUUUCCCUCUCCUCAGCUCCAAACGGGCAUACGUUCAACUACCGUUCCGCCGUGGUGCAUGGCGCAUGUUCGCAUGUCGGAGACCGCCGUGCGAAAGAAGAUGUCAUGCGCGGUGUGAUGGACCACAUCGUAGCCGGGCGCUGGGAAGACCUCAACCCCCUCGCCUCCUUCGCGCUGUCAUUGGUAUUUGUGAUACGCGUCCAGGUCCAGCGGGGCUCGAUGAAACACCAGAGCGGGAUUCCCAUGAUUCAGUCGCGAGAUCGAGCGAAGGAUGGACCAGAUCGGCAGGAGCUUGUGUGGACUGGGGUGGUCCCGUUGUAUGAACACUUGGGCGCGCCGGUGCCGAGCGGGUUGACAGAUGAUGCGCAGAUACCUGAGGGGCUCUUGAAAUAUAUCCAGGAGAGAAAUGAGAAGCAGGAAGGGUAUGCGAGAUCUGCUGCGAAGUGACGAAGGAUAUGACAAAUUUAGCAAUAAUGAAGCUUGUAGAACAUUCCCCCAUGCUUAAAACUGAAAUUAUAACGCCUAAAGUACAGAAAGGGUUCAUCGAGAAGAGAAGAAGCCUUUUUCUCCCAAAGAAGUAUCUGUAAUGUACUGUACAUGGGUUGUGAGUAAAUGGCUUAGGAUGUACAGUACAAAGGGGGGAGGGUCACGCCGCGCCUUCUAGGGAAACAGUAAGCCCAAGUACUAGUACAGGGGAGCACUGUUCCAUAAACAGCUUUUGGACACCAGUUGGUUGGAUCAUGAAUGAGUUCCGACUGCCAUCACUCCCUCCAUACUAUGGAGUAUGAAACCCAAGAUGUGACGCUCGAGAAUGUAGCCACCUACCAUUUAGCUACUGGCAACACUAGUGACUAUCACGAAUCAAAACCUACCUUGAGAAUCAACCGUUCUGAUUUCUAAACAUAGAUAGAUCAGAGUGAUCGAGCGAGUAAUUAGCCGUCGGCGGCAACUGAGACAUGCCAAGGACAAAAUGAAUCUAUGAGAUAGUGACGGAAGCAAACCUCGCAGUUAUAAACUGCUUGUGAUCCUUCCAGGACAAGAUCUGAUGGCUCUCUGCAUUGUUA